CACACGUCAAACGUCACUUGUCAACUCCAUUCUCUUUUCAAGUUUAUUGUGGUGGAGUGUCGUCUAUCUAUCAAGAUGGGUCGACGUCCAGCGAGAUGCUAUCGCUACUGCAAGAACAAACCCUACCCGAAAUCGCGUUUCUGCCGCGGCGUCCCCGACCCCAAGAUCCGCAUCUUCGACCUCGGCAAGAAAAAAGCCACCGUCGACGACUUCCCCCUGUGCGUCCACUUGGUCUCCGACGAAUAUGAACAGCUCAGCUCCGAGGCGCUGGAAGCCGGGCGUAUUUGCGCCAACAAAUACCUGGUCAAGAACUGCGGGAAAGACCAGUUCCACAUCCGCAUGCGGCUGCACCCCUUCCACGUGAUCCGCAUCAACAAGAUGUUGUCGUGCGCUGGGGCCGAUAGGCUCCAGACCGGGAUGCGCGGGGCCUUCGGCAAGCCGCAGGGCACCGUCGCGCGGGUCAACAUCGGCCAGCCAAUCAUGAGUGUGCGAUCUAGCGACCGUUUCAAGGCCCAAGUCAUCGAGGCUUUGCGGCGCGCCAAGUUCAAGUUCCCCGGUCGCCAGAAAAUCUACGUCUCCAAGAAGUUUGGAUUCACGAAAUAUGACAGGGAGGUGUACGACGACUUGAAGGAGAACGGGAGAUUGGCGCCUGAUGGCUGCAAUGUGCAGUACAGACCGGAACAUGGACCGCUAUCCGCGUGGAAAAAGGUACAGGAGGAGCUUUUGGCUAUCUAAUUUGUACGUUUUUAUUUCUGAAUAAUAAAAAAAAAACAUGUUGAAAAAACAA
Messenger RNA from Zophobas morio, 787 nucleotides. RefSeq names its product large ribosomal subunit protein uL16 (gene RpL10). NCBI's taxonomy places the organism in Eukaryota, Metazoa, Arthropoda, Insecta, Coleoptera, Tenebrionidae. Gene Ontology annotation, biological process: ribosomal large subunit assembly; translation. The record is from RefSeq and is a predicted model, not a curated record. Bases 76 to 735 code for a protein of 219 amino acids. Gene Ontology annotation, molecular function: structural constituent of ribosome. Gene Ontology annotation, cellular component: cytosolic large ribosomal subunit; ribosome. The transcript is spliced from 3 exons.